AUGCUGAUUGGCUCUUGCUCCGAUGAACAUGUCGCUGAGCUUGUCAAGGGCUGCUGCCUCUCUCGUUCUUCGGGUCCCAACUCUCCCUACCCUGGUGGCGCACCCAACGCUUCGUCGCGCGCGAUCAAUCCUCCCCCGCUGGCACUCCCAGAAGCCGCUCAACCGCAGAUUCCCGCCGAAAGACGUCGCCAACACCGUCGCAGUAAUCGUCCUCUAGAUCAGCAUAUCGAUAAGCCUUUGCGACGACACGAGUGGACUUCCCGCGAUCGCACCUGGACCAAGAGUGAAUUGGCAAAGGAACGAGCUGCCUUCUUCGAUACAAGAGUCACCGGCAGGCCUGAGAUAUGGCAGACUAUUCAUGCGGGGCUGGCAGUCUUGUGGGAUCCAGCGGGCCAAGAUGCUCAAGAUGACGGGUCCAAUGGCCUUGCGACGGCUCAGAUGAUCCUAUCCGCUGCUGAGAUCUCUCUGCCGACUGGCAACCUCUCCAAUGGCGUGUACGAUUCCCUGGGAAAUUACUAUCAAUUGCCGGAAUGGGUUGUUUGCGAUCCGCUGAAUGUGCAAGAGGAUCGAGAGGAGGGCGCAAAGAGCAAUCUUUCAAAUGCUGGCGACGACACAGCAGCGGAUGAAGAAUUGAGCGAUGAAGAAAUGGAGGGCAAGAAACAAGAAAAGGGUAAAGAGGUGGACGAUGCCCAAGUGACAGUCAAACUACGAGCCAGACUCAGUGAAAACGGCCAAGAUAUCAAAGUCACCAUAUAUGAGUCGGAUACUGUUCGUAGUGUAGCCAAAAAGAUUGCUCUCGAGGCUGGCCUUGCGUCGACAAAGAAGAUCAGGAUAGCAUACAUGGGCAAGAUUCUCAAGGACAAUCUGUCUCUCACGGCACAAAACUGGCAGACUGGUCAUGUUGUCAAUGCCCUUGUCUUUGACAUUUGA
Fusarium redolens is the source of this 930-nucleotide messenger RNA. RefSeq lists its product as uncharacterized. Gene Ontology annotation, molecular function: protein binding. The transcript has 3 exons. The record is from RefSeq and is a predicted model, not a curated record. NCBI's taxonomy places the organism in Eukaryota, Fungi, Ascomycota, Sordariomycetes, Hypocreales, Nectriaceae. Bases 1 to 930 code for a protein of 309 amino acids.